CCUUCGACUGGAUUCAGAAUUUAGCUGUAAUGGCGAGUAAUGACGUGCUUCCACAAGUUUCUGUACAGGAGAAGAAUGAAUUCUUCGAUCAUUUGACACCGGAUUCUCAAGAACUACAUGUUCUCGCUGUUGACGAUAGCCUUGUCGAUCGAAAGGUUGUCGAACGGUUGCUCAAGAUCUCUUCUUGUAAAGUGACAGCAGUCGAUAGUGGGAGAAGAGCUCUGCAAUUUCUUGGAUUGGACGGGGAGAAGAGCUCUGUUGGAUUCGAUGGUUUGAAAGUGAAUAUGAUCAUAACCGAUUAUUGUAUGCCUGGAAUGACCGGAUACGAGUUGCUAAAGAAAAUCAAGGAAUCUUCGACUUUCAGACAGAUUCCAGUGGUGAUUAUGUCGUCAGAAAACAUCCUGGCGCGAAUCGAUAGAUGUUUGGAAGAAGGAGCAGAGGAAUAUAUAGUCAAACCAGUAAAGCUGUCGGACGUGGAACGUUUGAAAGAUCAUCUGACAAGAGUAGGUGGUGGUGGUGGUGAUGGUGAUGGGGAAGCUGAAGCAAGACAAUGGAUCCAUCAGAAGAACAAGAGAAAAUUGCCAGAUACCACCACAGAUCUCUCCUUUUCCUCUUCGUCAUCACCAACAUCAUCACCGUCGUCGUCACCGUCCUUUUCAACAAUGUCAUCUCUAACCCCGUCGACGUUUUCGCCGGAUUCUCCUUCAAGGCGACUUAGAACUAAUCCCAUUUGUGAUUUGUGA
Messenger RNA from Telopea speciosissima, 743 nucleotides. RefSeq names its product two-component response regulator ARR5-like. Gene Ontology annotation, biological process: phosphorelay signal transduction system; cytokinin-activated signaling pathway. The transcript has 5 exons. The coding region runs from base 30 to 743 and encodes 237 amino acids. NCBI's taxonomy places the organism in Eukaryota, Viridiplantae, Streptophyta, Magnoliopsida, Proteales, Proteaceae. The record is from RefSeq and is a predicted model, not a curated record.